This is a messenger RNA of Melospiza georgiana, 682 nucleotides long. RefSeq names its product trafficking protein particle complex subunit 5 (gene TRAPPC5). Gene Ontology annotation, biological process: endoplasmic reticulum to Golgi vesicle-mediated transport. The record is from RefSeq and is a predicted model, not a curated record. The coding region runs from base 66 to 632 and encodes 188 amino acids. Gene Ontology annotation, cellular component: TRAPPI protein complex; TRAPPIII protein complex; TRAPPII protein complex. The transcript has 2 exons. Lineage: Eukaryota; Metazoa; Chordata; Aves; Passeriformes; Passerellidae.
CGGUGUCGCUUUACGGCCGCAUCGCGGCGGUGUCGCGCGGAGCACCGGGAUCGCCUCAGGCCGCCAUGGACGCCCGUUUCACGCGCGGCAAGUCCCCGGUGCUGGAGCGCGCGCUGGGCCGGCCCCGCUCCGAGCUGUCGCUGGCCGCCUUCGCGCUGCUCUUCUCGGAGCUGGUGCAGUACUGCCAGCGCCGCGUGGCCUCGGUGGCCGAGCUCCAGGCCCGCCUGGCCCAGCUGGGCCACCACGUGGGCCUGCGAGCCCUGGACGCGCUGGUGGCCCGCGAGAGGCCCGGCAGGCGCGAGACCAAAGUGCUGGGGGUGCUGCUGUUCGUGAAGGGGCCGCUGUGGCGGGCGCUGUUCGGGCGCGAGGCCGACAAGCUGGAGCAGGCCAACGACGACGAGCGCACGUUCUACGUGAUCGAGAGGGAGCCCGUGGUGAACACGUUCGUGUCGGUGCCGCGCGAGAACAGCUCGCUGAACUGCGCCGCCUUCGCCGCCGGGCUGCUGGAGGCCGUGCUGGGCGCCGCCGGCUUCCCCGCCCGCGUCAGCGCCCACUGGCACAAGGGCACCACGCUCAUGAUCAAGUUCGACGAGGCCGUGAUCGCGCGGGACAAGAGCCUGGAGGGACGCUGAGAUGAGGGGGGGACGGCGUGGGGACGGCCUGGAGAGGGAUGGGGACAACC